Molecule: messenger RNA, 1616 nt
Organism: Ipomoea triloba (trilobed morning glory)
Lineage: Eukaryota; Viridiplantae; Streptophyta; Magnoliopsida; Solanales; Convolvulaceae
Product: (+)-neomenthol dehydrogenase-like
Exons: 6
Coding region: 497-1447 (316 amino acids)
Cellular component (GO): membrane
Molecular function (GO): oxidoreductase activity, acting on the CH-OH group of donors, NAD or NADP as acceptor
Source: RefSeq, a predicted model, not a curated record
AUCACUCUCUCGACUCUUCCAGUCUCAUCUCUAGAGUCUACCCUCUUAAUCAUUCCCGCCUUUGCCGACUGCCGGUCUCAUCUCUCCCAGGCUCUCCGUCGUACUGGAGGAGCUAAACAAAAGCAGCAAAAUCAGUGCUCUCCUCACUCCCAGGGUCGCCCUCGCCGUCGAUCAGCUGUCCGCUUCAUCGUCUGGCCAUCUCUGCUUCGUCGAGUCGUCCCGCACCUUCUUGAGCCAUAGCAUUUCUUAGGCAGUUUCCAGACCGUGGCCACGAUAUAAUUUUGCCCUACAUUAAUUCAUAAAUGAACAAAAAGAGGACUUGGUUUCCAAUUAGUCAACGUCGUCGUAGAAGAGCCGAGCCGAGCCGUGCGCGUUUGAAUAUUCCUAUUUCUCACGAGAGCCUUUAUAACCAUUGUGUGUGGAGACUGCAGAGAGAGGUGGCAGAGCCUCUAAUUUACUUCUGCCAUAGCCAGGCCAGUUAAAGAACUCAAAUAUAAUGGAAGCUAAAAUGAGCGCCAGCAGUAGCAGAAGGUAUGCUGUUGUGAGCGGAGCAAACAGAGGAAUAGGACAUGAAAUAUGCAGACAGCUUGCGAAUGAAGGGGUGGUGGUAGUGGCCACUGCAAGGGAUGAGAAGAGAGGGAUGGAGGCUGUGGAGAAGCUCAAACAGUCAUUUGAUGAACAUCUUAUUGUGUUUCACCAACUUGAUGUUGCAGAUGGACUUAGCAUUUCCAGUCUUGUGGAUUUCGUCACAACCAAGUUCGGGAAACUGGAUAUCUUGGUAAACAAUGCUGGUGUACAUGGGCUCAUUAUUGAAGGAGAUGGUUUAAUUCUUAACGAGAUGAUAGAGGCAGAAUCCUCACGAAUCAUUUCUGCAAAUGAACAGGAGCUGGAAACAGAGUUGAAAAGUGAUGGUGCACUCAUUGAAACUUAUGAGUUGGUUGAACAGUGCAUUAAUAUAAACUACUCAGGGACCAAAAGAAUGGUUGAAGCAUUUCUACCUCUUCUCCAACUUUCCCAUUCCCCUAGAAUUGUCAACGUUUCAUCCACUCUGGGAAACCUAAAGCUACUAUCAAAUGAAAUGGCUAGAAAGGUAUUGAGCAAUGGGGAAAGCCUAACUGAGGAAAAGGUGGAUGAAGUGGUGAACGAAUUUCUCAAGGAUUACAAGGAAGGUCCAAUGAUAGCACAAGCCAAAGGUUGGCCAAGAUAUGCCUCGGCCUACAAAGUCUCCAAAGCAGCAGUGAAUGCUUACACAAGGAUUUUAGCCCAAAAAUAUCCCAAUUUUCGCAUCAAUUGUGUGUGCCCAGGCUAUGUCAAGACUGAUAUGACUCUUAAUGUUGGGCAGUUAACCCCCGAGGAGGGCGCUGAAAACAUUGUGAAGCUGGCUCUAUUGCCCGAUGAUGGACCGUCUGGCCUCUUCUUCUGCAAGAAAAAUGUUAUGGCUUUCUAGAGCUAAUGGAUGUAUUAGAAAUUACUAGUAAAUAAACUAUUAAUGUGUGUGGUAAAUUAGCUGUUAGCUGAUAACUUUAUGUAGUUUACAAUAUUCUACCUGUAUGAUGAUUAUAAGUAGAGCAUAGAGUCAUGAUUAUGAUAAAUGGACAGUACAUAACGAACUUCAA